This is a messenger RNA of Symbiodinium sp. CCMP2592, 5766 nucleotides long. NCBI's taxonomy places the organism in Eukaryota, Dinophyceae, Suessiales, Symbiodiniaceae. The record is from the annotation of a GenBank genome assembly.
AUGGAGAUUGUUGCCAAGUCCAUCGCUUCGCCAGCCACAGCUCGUGUACUGUUGACAGCGUUGAAGCUGUGCUGGCGGGUCCUAGCUCCAGAGGUGUUUUUGCGCCAGCUGGCGGCACUGGCCGUGCUGAUCAUUGUGCGACACUCGCUUUGGCGAACACGCAGAUGGCUCCGGGCUCUUUCUGCCAAGACUGCGCUCCCGAACAGUCGAAAGGUCUACAAGGAAGAGUUGAAGCAAGCCAGGAGGAAGUGUGCAGACUACAAGACCUUCCAAAGCUUGGGGGAGAAGCUGGACAAAGCAGAAGGAAAGGACAAAUGGAAGCGUGAGGACAAUUCUCCACUCUUCGAUUCGCAGCACUUACGAGAGCGUACGAAGAGGUACCGAGAAAUGAUGGCAAGAGGCGACGUGGAUGCUUGCAUGUACGCUUUGCGUGGAGAGCUUCUGAGGAAGCACUUCGGAAUUUGCAAUCCAGCACUCUUCCAGGUUUGCAACACCGGCACAAAAGUCGUCAUAGAGGAAUACGUGGCAACGGUGUGUGAGGCCAUGGCUUGGGUUGGAUUUUCCUACAACUCCCCAUCAACUCGAACGGAUCUUCAGACCAAGAAGGAUGCGAUUCACGAACGCUUGGCCUUCUUCAACGAGACCAAGCAUGGCUUUGGUCGCAGUGCCCUUCUGCUCUCUGGUGGUGCAUCGGUGGGCAUGUACCAUUUCGGAGUGGUGAAGGCGCUGCACCUCAACGGACUGCUCCCACGUGUCAUGAGUGGGACUUCAGCCGGAUCCAUCGUGUGCGGAAUGCUUGGCGUGAGGACCGAUGCAGAACUCAUGGAGAUGUGGAACGAUACGUUUUCCUGGUCUCAGAACUUCAGCUUGGAUUUCUUCGGAGACCUGGACGUGAGCCGCUUCCUGAAGACAGGACAGGAACUUUAUUCCUCCGAGCACCUGGGGCGAAUCCUCAGGGACAACAUGGGUGAUCUGACUUUCUUGGAGGCCUUCGACAGGACCGGCCGCAUCAUCAACAUCACGGUGAGUGGCCUCCCUGGCAACACGAGGUAUCCAAUGCUGCUGAACUACUUGACCAGCCCACAUGUGCUGGUGCGGGCCUUGAAGCAGGGCGUGCGCAGCCAAAUCUUGGACCGCACAGGGUGUCGCUUGUGGCUUGGCCGGCUGUUGUCUUUGGCUACGGCGCGGGGAAGACACGAGGUGUUGCGCGGAGAAGCACCGAUCAGAGCGUCCUUCUUGAAUUGCGCACAGGCGGACGACUCGAAAGAGGAACCAGAAGUGCUCAUAACACUGCUGGGGAUAAGACGAGCUCAGAAUCUGCUCUAUCGGCUGGGCCAAGUCAGUCAAUCCAUCACGGAGGAUGAACUCCGGGCAGCUAUUGACGUGCUCGCAGAUCCACUGGAAGGCCUGUUGCGCGAUGCAGACGCAGAGGUCGAUGCCAGAACUCUGAGCAGAAUGGCAAUAUCCAUUGCCCGAGUGCAUCUUCGGUUACCAUCUGCACGGCUACGAAGACUGGCUGAAGACAGCAUCCAGUUGCUCACGAAAAGGAAGACCGCCAAUCCUCAGGACAUGGCAAAUGCUGCCUGGGCUCUGGGAAAGCUGCAGUCCACAAACGCUGCAACCUUGGCAACUGAGCUGUUGGGAAAGGUCUCUGCAGAGUUCGGCGCCGUUGACUUAGCCCAGAGUCUGUGGUCCUGUGCCACAUUAAAGCUCCACAGUCGGCUGGCCCAGCCCUUGCUUGCUGCUGCGGCGGGGAAGUGCAGUGAGUUGUCCAUCGCUGGCCUGUCCAGUGUGAUCUGGUCUGCAGCGACAUUGGCGAUGGCUGAUGUCUGGGCCUGCCAAAGACUCGGAGACCGGGCCCAAGAGCUCGCCGACCGAUGCCGUGCGCGAGAACUCGCCAACUUGACCUGGUCUUUCACCACACUUCGCAUGUUGACUCGACCGUUGGCCAUCAGCUUUGCGGCACCGGCCGCGGCGGGAGCUGAGAAGUUCAAGUGUCAAGAGUUGGCCAACAUCGCCUGGGCAUUUGCUUCAGCCACGGUGCUGACCCGAAGAGAAUUGGCGCAAACCUUCAGGAGACUGACGGCGAGUGCACAAAAGCAGGCAAGCAAAUUCAAGCCACAGGAGCUUUGCAACUUCAGCUGGGCAUUGGUUGCAGCAGAAGCGCCCUGUGCGGAGUGGCUUGCAGCAGCUGCUGCAAGAUUUGAGAGCUCGCCGGCGCAAUUUAAUUCCAAGGACCUGGUCCAACUCACAUGGUCCUUUGCUCGUGCCUCUUCUGGGAGCACUGCUAUUGCCGGGGUGGCCAAGCAGGCAGUGCAAGAGCUGCAACGGUCGCUGAGCCUCCAGGACCUUGCGGAUUUGAUGUGGUCUUGUGCCAAGACGCAAGUGCGAGAUAAAGCUCUGCUACAGUCCUUCACCCAAUCGCUCCUUUCGGGCGGCGCUGCGACGGCGUCAAGAUGCAAGCCUAUCGAACUGUCGAACUUGGCGUGGUCCAUCGUCAAGCUGGGGCUGCAAGAGGAGCAAGAACCCUUCUUGAGUGAGCUUUGUCGUUGUUCUGUCGCGAAGAUGGCGGACUUCAAACCCGUGGAGCUCGCCAACUUGUCAUACUCUCUGGCGAGGGCUUCCAUUCGCUGUGUCGACACUUUUGCAGCGAUUGCACAGCAAGCGGAGCAACAGCUGGACUCGUUCACUGCCUGUGACCUCAGCUACGCUGCCUGGGCAUUUGCCACAGCCAACAUUUUGCCAGCAGAUCUGUUCCAUAAGAUCGCGCAGAAGUCGACAAGCAUGUUGGGCGACUUUACCGAACAAGGCUUCUCAGAUCUGGUGUGGUCCUUUGCAAUCUCCAGCGUCUUCAGCAAGGAUUUGUUCAUGGCUGUGCAGAUGCGGCUGCAUCAGGGCUUGGAUGCACAAAUGUCUUCGCCCAGCAGGAUGACGCAGCAUGCUGACCAUCUCAGGAGACUGGUCUGGGCAAUGAAUUUCAGCGGCAUCUUGACCGAUCCAACACGGGCACAAGCGCAACAAGCUUUCCGAGGCUUCGGUGAAAAGCUUGAUGCACAGCGGAGUUCAAGCAUCUUUGCAUGUUUCGGUCGGGCGAUUCGCGGUGGUGUCAUCGCUUCCUCCGAGCCAGGAAUUGCUUGGGAAGCUUCUGGCUUAGUCGUCCUUCACAAGCCAGCCGGCUGGAAAGUGGACACAGAAGGUGAACUGGAGAAAGAGGGCGAGAAUUGUCUGUUGUCAAGCUACCAGCAGGUCUUCUUUCAACGGCGGUCUCACCCGAUCAUCAUGGACGCGCAGCAUUCCCGCGGGUUUCUUCAUCGUCUCGAUAUCCCGAGCUCGGGACUGGUCACCUGCGCAUUGACUUACAAGGCCUUCUGGGACCUGCAGCAGCAGCUUGUCACCGGAGGCUUCGCACGAGAAUAUGUGUCGUUGUGCUAUGGCUGGGCGCCGGUGGGUCUGCAACACAUCGGUGUCAACAUCUUUUGGAAUCGACGAGAGUCUUCCCUGAGCAAGGUGGGGCAAGGGAAGACCUCCGUCUCGGAUCUCAAGGUCGUGGCACACUGUGCGCGACACGGAGAGGCUUUGAGCUUGCUACUUUUUUCCAUACGGACGGGAAGACGUCACCAGAUUCGAACGCAAUCGGCUCAUUUGGGGCAUGCAGUUGUGUGCGAUGGGAAAUACACAGCUGCCGACACAUUCAAUGCCACCCUACCGUGGUGUCAAAGGAAUUUUCUGCACCGAUGCCGACUGGCUUUCCACUCUGGAGCUGAUCACGUUGAUGUUGAGGUCGCACUGCCCCGUGACCUCGAACUGAUUUUGAACGCAGUCGAUGACCGUGACCACAUGUCAGCUUCUCACCGGCAGAAGCUGCUGACAAGCGUUUGGUCAGCCGCGCAGUGCUCUGCAGCAGUGCCCGGCAUCUUCGAGUCACGCGAGCUCUUGGCCAAAGACCGCUUCGGGGAAAUCGUCCCGUACGUGUCAGGCGGCCUGAAGUGGCAAGACGGAUCGAUGCAAUCGGAUUUGCCAAUGGCUCGACUUGCUGAGCUUUUUAACGUCAACUACUUCAUCGUCUCACAGGUCAACCCGCAGGCGAUGCUUCUCACCGGAGGCGGCGUUGGCUCCCAAAAGGGGCCCAUUUUCCGCGUUGCGCAGUUCUUGCGGCGAGAGAUCAAGCAGUAUCUGCAGAGCAUGCUGGAACUGUUUCGAGGUGCAAGCGGUCGCCAUCCUUGGCUAAGACCUGUUGGCAACACUUUGAUCGCUCUCGUGGUUCAGGAGUACGAGGGUGAUGUCACGAUCUACAACGGCCGCGGUCUCUUGGAGUUUCCGAAGCUGUUGAAGAAUCCCACGGACGAGGUCCUGCGCACCUACACCAAGGCUUCUGAAUGGGAGACUUGGUGGCACAUACCCGAGAUUCAGAACGCCUGUGCGAUCGAGUUCGUGAUGGAUGAGAUCGUCAAGGAGCUCCUGGCGGACCUCAGGGCGUCCGAAGAGGAGAUGAGCCCUUACCUCAGUUCCGCACUGUCCGUCUGUCUCUGCCACGACGCAGCCCGCCGGGCCGCGUUGGCAAUUGGAGAUGCUGGAUUUCUUCAGAACCUGCGCAUACUGUCAAGAUGGAGAAAGCAAGGGGACAAGGGAGAACACGAGCGGUUUGGUCAGAACUCCAUCGCUGUGCUCACGAAUGCUGCCCCAGACGGGGCUCAAGAGGAAGGCGGCCUGCCGAAGACACCAGACAAGACUCCGUCCUGCUGGAAAAUGUUCUGCGACUUCACCGUAGGGGGAGGCUUGCUCUCCGUUGGAAGCCUGGUUCCUGCAGUGCUGGCCGUGAACUUGGCCAAGAAUCAUUGGGAUGACGAGUGUGAUACUAUGGUAUCCUUACGCUCCUGGCUCAUGGCUGAUGGGAUCAUCGUGAUGGUCAUGAGUGUGCCUGGGCUUUAUUCUUUAGUCUGCUGCGGGCAGGCGCAGGGCCUGAACAAGUGUCUGUGGCUGCCGGCUUUGGCGCUUGUGGUCUGGGGUGUGGUGACCUACUACAACCCUGAUGUGCCGACAACAUCAACAACUACCACUACAACAAGCACAACAACAACCACGACCACUGGAACAGGCAUCACUCCUAUCGUGCUCCUACCAUGCGAAGAAUUAAGGAUAAAAGUCGCAGUCAUUCUGUUGACCCAAUGCGUGAUGCCCAUCGCACUUUGCAACUAUGUGGUUGGUGUCCUUGGUGGUGCCGGGCUGGUUUCUGGCUUGCUCGCGAUUCCAGCUGCCGUUGCCCUGUGCUCCGCUCUGGCUGAGUGGGAUGCCGAGUGCCGGCAACCGCUCGUGACGUGGCUCUUCAUUCACGGCUUGAUCCUUUCGUUGGUGCCAGGCUUCUUCAUGCUAUGCCUCGGCAUGGAUUCAGAGGUUGUGGCGUAUGCACGCCUAAGACAAAAAGCCCGCUCAGAACAGUCAGAGUACCCGGUGGACGUUGCUAAAGAGGAGACCCUCGGGGCAUGUGCUCACCAUGUGAACACGUGCCUGGUGCUGCCGACGCUUGUUCUUUUGAUUGUGGGCGCUUACAUGUUCGCCCACACUACUGAUAGCAAUUGCAAUCCAGAUGUCCGGUGGUGGGCACGGCUGACGCUCGUUCUGACUGCCCUAGCACCAGUGCUGGGCAGCUGCUGCGUCGAGUGCUGCGAUACCAGAAGCAGCGGCAUUCCUGGUGCUUGUUGGGACCCUCCCCCACCUCGGGCUGAUGACUUGACACUGUCUGAGGCGCAGCUGGAGAGCAGGUCCUAA